Salvia miltiorrhiza (redroot sage) is the source of this 1458-nucleotide messenger RNA. RefSeq names its product UDP-glycosyltransferase CGT-like. The transcript has 2 exons. Bases 43 to 1362 code for a protein of 439 amino acids. The record is from RefSeq and is a predicted model, not a curated record. Gene Ontology annotation, molecular function: UDP-glycosyltransferase activity. NCBI's taxonomy places the organism in Eukaryota, Viridiplantae, Streptophyta, Magnoliopsida, Lamiales, Lamiaceae.
AACAUCAUUCAUUCAAGCAAAGGGCAGAUAAAUCUAUAUGCAAUGUCAGUUUCAGACGAGAGAGACAGGCCUCACCUAGUUUUCCUUCCGAGCGGCAUCGGAAACUCGGCUCUACUCUUCCGACUCGCUGCAGCGAUGGCCUCGCGCAACUGCAGAGUCACCUUCAUCAACGUCCACCCGCCUCAACCCGCCUUCCCCAACCAGCCCGGUGUCGAGGUUCUUGAUUUCGAGAUGCUUGCAGUUGCAGAUACAGCUUCCUUAGACGACGGCGAUCCAUUUAUAGCACGCGCUGCAGCCAUCAACCGCGCAUUCCGUCAACUAAAUCCGAUCCUAACUUCUCUACAAGCCUCUGCUAUAUUCUCGGACUUCGCCGUAGCAGCCACCCUUGCUGAUCUCAACAUUCCCCUCUUCAUUGUUUCCACCACCUCAGCAAAGUUUCUCGCCCUAGUCGCGAACACCCCGCGCCUGCUGUCUCGAGACCCCGACGCGUUUAGCAACUGCGCGGGAGAGAUUCAAGUGCAGCUGGGAAUGCCGUCGAUACCGAAAGCCAGCAUUCCUGCUGCUUGGCUGCACAAAUCCUCAUCAAACAAUCUACUAACAGCAUACCUUCUACCAAAUGCUCGAGCGCUCUCACGGGUGAGAGGCGUCGUCUUCAACACUUUCGACUGGUUCGAGCAAGAGACGCUGGCGGUGGCGGCCCUCGACAGCAGCCGGCCGCCGCUUUUCCCGGUCGGGCCACUGCCAACUCACCAGCAACAGGGAGGCCAUCAAUAUCAUCUUCCGUGGUUACGCGAACAACCUGCAAAAUCAGUAGUGUAUGUCAACUUCGGCAGCCAAUUAGAAGUGAUUUCACAAGAUCAAAUAGGAGAAGUGAGAAAAGGGCUGGAGAUAUGUGGAUAUGGUUACCUCUGGGCGAUGGCUGAAGGCGAACCUUGUUUUGAGAGACGCGGCAAAGGGGUGAUAGCGAGAGGGGGAGUGGAUCAAGAAAGGGUUCUUGCUGAUCCUGCCAUUGGAGUGUUUGUGAACCAAUGCGAGUGGCAGUCGAUUAUGCAGGCGGCUUGGGAAGGGGUGCCCGUGUUGGCAUGGCCGCAGCAUGGUGAUCAGAGGAUGAAUGCAGAAGCUGUUGAGAAGACUGGUUUGGGCAUGUGGAUGAAGGAGUGGAGCCGCGGAGGGGAAGGGGCGGUCGACGGGGACGAGAUUGGCCGAGUGGUGAGGCAGAUGAUGGAAGAUUUGAACAUCAACAAGGCGGCUGAGAUUGUGAGGGAGAGAGCCAGGGAAGCAGCCUCUGAGAAUGGUGGGAGCUCUCAAAAGGCUUUUCACAAACUAAUGCAUAUGUUUACAAGCAACAACAACUAUAGCUAAAGAUAAUAAUUAAUUUAACAUGUGAAAUUAUAUGUAUUUGUAAGUUUACUCUAUAGCAAUAUUUGUUUUAAUAAUAAUGUGUGUAUUGCAUUACAA